AUGUUGUCCCGUGUGUUGAACCCGGGCCGCUCGGCUGCCGCGGCGGCCAGGCGUCUCCCCAGCGCCCGUGGGGUCACAACCACCCAGAUCGGAGGCUACGAAGUCUUCGACCACUCCUACGAUGCGGUUGUCAUCGGUGCGGGCGGUGCAGGGCUUCGUGCGGCUGCUGGCCUAGUCGGACAUGGUCUCAAGACAGCCUGUAUCUCCAAGGUCUUCCCAACCCGUUCGCACACGGUGGCGGCGCAGGGUGGCAUCAAUGGUGCGCUGGCCAAUAUGACCGAGGACGACUGGCGCUGGCAUGCCUAUGACACUGUCAAGGGAGCCGACUGGCUCGGCGAUCAGGACGCCAUCCAGCACAUGUGCCGACUUGCUCCCGAAGUGAUUUUGGAGCUUGAGUCCUUUGGUUUGCCCUUCUCCCGUACCCCAGAAGGCAAGAUCUACCAACGAGCCUUUGGUGGACAGAGCCUGAAGUUCGGGAAGGGCGGGCAGGCUUACCGAUGUGCCGCGGCAGCUGACAGAACCGGCCAUGCCAUUCUGCAUACGCUGUACGGCAUGGCCCUAAAGUUCGACUGCUUGUUCUUUGUCGAGUACUUUGCCCUGGAUUUGAUCAUGAGUGACGAUGGCAAGUGUCUCGGCUGCCUUGCAAUGUGCAUGGAGGACGGCUCCAUUCAUCGCUUCGGGGCGCACUCUACCAUCAUCGCGACGGGUGGCUUCGGGCGCGCGUACCAGUCGUGUACGUCUGCACACACCUGCACUGGCGACGGCAGUGCUAUGGCUUCGCGUGCAGGUUUGCCGAUGCAGGACCUGGAGUUUGUGCAAUUCCAUCCUACAGGCAUCUUCCCAGCUGGCUGCCUGUUGACAGAGGGCUGCCGUGGGGAGGGUGGCAUCCUGCGCAACAGUGAGGGCGAGCCGUUCAUGGCUCGCUAUGCGCCAACGGCCAAGGACCUGGCCUCACGUGAUGUUGUGAGCCGUGCCAUGACCCUGGAGGUUCGUGAGGGCCGCGGUGUGGGCCCCGACAAAGAUCACAUCUACCUCCAUUUGGACCAUCUGCCACCAGAGACUUUGGCGGAGCGAUUGCCGGGGAUCUCCGAAACUGCCAAGAUUUUUGCGGGGGUUGAUGUCACGAAGGAGCCGGCUCCGGUGUUGCCGACGGUGCACUACAACAUGGGAGGAAUUCCCACGAACUGGAAGACGCAAGUUGUCCGUGAUGCCGAGAACACGAUCGUGCCAGGCUUGUUUGCGGCCGGCGAGGCUGGCUGCGCUUCCGUGCACGGAGCCAACCGCCUCGGGGCCAAUUCCCUGUUGGACCUGGUGGUUUUCGGCCGUCAAGCGGCCGACACUACCGCCGAGCUGGUGAAGCCCAAUAGCCCUCCAGUGGCACUUCCGAAGAAUGCCGGUGAGGCCAGCAUCCAGCGCAUGGACAAGAUGCGCCAUGCCAAGGGCCCCAUCCCGACCGCAGUUCUGCGACGCGAGCUUCAGGUUGCCAUGCAGAAACAUGCACCUGUGUACAGAAAUGCGGAUGAUCUGGCAAAGGGCAAGGGUGUCGUCGCAGAGGUGAUGAAGAAGUACAAGGACGUGGGUGUCACAGAUCGUAGCAUGGUGUGGAACACAGAUCUGAUCGAAACGCUAGAGCUGGAGAACCUCAUCAACCAGGCCGCCCAAGAGAUGUAUGCAGCCGAGGCUCGUAAGGAGUCGCGAGGUGCACAUGCACACGAGAACUUCCCGGAUCGCGAUGACGAGAAUUGGAUGAAACACACUCUGUCUUGGCUAGACAAGCCUUAUGUUGAGGAUGCCAAGGUGGUGUUGAAGUACCGUUCGGUGAUCGACCAGCCGCUGGACAAGGAGAUGCACCAUGUCCCGCCAGCCAAGCGUGUGUACUAA
Symbiodinium sp. CCMP2592 is the source of this 1881-nucleotide messenger RNA. The record is from the annotation of a GenBank genome assembly. Lineage: Eukaryota; Dinophyceae; Suessiales; Symbiodiniaceae.